Messenger RNA from Petromyzon marinus (sea lamprey), 3938 nucleotides. Its product is annotated as ephrin type-A receptor 4-like. Gene Ontology annotation, molecular function: protein binding; ATP binding; transmembrane-ephrin receptor activity. Gene Ontology annotation, biological process: axon guidance; ephrin receptor signaling pathway; protein phosphorylation. NCBI's taxonomy places the organism in Eukaryota, Metazoa, Chordata, Hyperoartia, Petromyzontiformes, Petromyzontidae. The record is from RefSeq and is a predicted model, not a curated record. Gene Ontology annotation, cellular component: plasma membrane; dendrite.
UCACCUGUACACACACACCGACACACACACACCGUAGCCGAUGUUUUUUUAUUGCUCCAUAUUUCACGCGUGGACGUGCUCUCAGACGCGCCCCCAUUCUUUCUCUGCCACUCCGUAACUAUUAUUCACCUUCGUUCAUCAUCCCCUUGGAGCGACGUGCUCUGCUCACGCAGACUUUUCCUAACAGUUUGAAUGAGAUAUUUCACCUCCGUUAUGUUCUCUAAUCCACGUGUUCCACUCGCUCAAUGUAAUUCUAAGCAUGCAUCUGCUUCCGCACGUCUGAAAACCAUAAUAUGAAAUCAUUGUAAAGUGCAGCGCUCUGUUAAUUCACUGCUGGAUAGAGGGAGUGAUUAAUUAAUUUAUUUUUACCAUCCUUCACCACGCUGAUGAGUGAGAUUUGAAUAUACCCCGGGCAGGAAGAGCCCUUUUAGAUAUCACUCACCAAGUGAUGUUUAGCAAUGGCCGAGAUUCUAACCAAGUCAAUGUCGCGGGGUUCGGAUCGCAGUGCGCUAACCACCGUCCCACCGCUCCAAACUGUGUGAAAAUGAUAGCGCUCUUACCCAUACGCACCCACACACACGCGCGCGCGCACAGAUAUACGCAUCGUGUGGAUGAUUUAUUGAUUUGUAAUAUGCGCAGCCUCUGCACCAGUGCAAACACGAACAGUGCGUGUUUGUUCCACACAACACGUUCAGAAGUUGAAAGCGAGAAACGUGGGACGUGCGUCCCUUAACGUAUCGAAUCUGAGCGGAGUAUAUGAGCGCCGGUGUGGUGAAGUGCGCACGUGGAAUUUCUUUCGCGCCGUACGUGGCAAAUCGGAGGCGUGGUGAGUAUAGGUGUAGCGCCCGCAACUGCCAGAUUGACCUGUUGGACUCCAAAUCGUUGGAAGGAGAGGGGCGAUGGACGGCCGAUCCACACGAGGGGUGGGAAGAGAUCAGCGGCUACGACGAAUAUUACACCCCCAUCACCACCUAUCAGGUCUGCCAUGUGAUGGAGCCAAGCCAAAACAACUGGCUGAGGACUAAUUGGAUUUCGUGCGGCGGCGCCCAGCGGAUCUACAUCGAGCUCAAGUUCACGCUCCGCGACUGCAGCAGCAUCCCGGGCGUGGCCGGCACGUGCAAGGAGACCUUCAACCUGCACUACUACGAGUCGGACAGCGACUCGUCGGCUCACGUCGACGAGAACCAGUUCUUUAAGAUCGACACCAUCGCGGCGGACGAGAGCUUCACGCAGGUGGACCUGGGCGGCCGCAUCAUGAAGCUGAACACGGAGGUGCGCGACGUGGGCCCCCUCGCCAAGAAGGGCUUCCACCUGGCCUUCCAGGACGUGGGUGCGUGCAUCGCGCUCGUCUCCGUGCGGGUCUACUACAAGCGCUGCCCACGCACCGUGCGCGGCCUGGCCGUCUUCCCCGACACGGUGACGGGCGCCGACUCGUCCUCGCUCAUCGAGGUGCGCGGCGCUUGCGUCGACAACUCGGCCGAGAAGGAGGCGCCGCGCAUGUUCUGCAGCGCCGACGGCGAGUGGCUCGUGCCCAUCGGGAGGUGCGUCUGCGGCCCCGGGUACGAGGAGGUGGUGGUGGGAGCGUGUAGAGCCUGCGGCAUCGGGUUCUACAAAGAGAUCGCCGGCGAGCAGAUGUGUUCCAAGUGCCCCCCACACAGCCUAUCGCAUCGGGCCGGAUCGUAUGACUGCGAGUGCGACGAGAGCUACUACAGAGCCAAGGCGGACCCCAAGUCCAUGGCAUGCACACGGCCCCCGUCUCUGCCGCGCGCCCUCAUGGCCAGCAUGAACGCCACGUGCCUCGUGCUCGAGUGGAGCGCGCCCAGCGACACGGGAGGCCGCCGCGACCUCAACUACAGCGUGGCGUGUCGAGUGUGCGCGCCCGCCGAGCCGCUGCCGGCCAGCGGCGACGAUGGCAGCAGCGGUGCCGCGGGGAGCCCCCGAUGCUUGCCGUGUGGCGCCGAGGUGCGCUUCGCCCCGCGCCAGUCCGGCGUGACGGAGCGGAGGGUCACGGUGACGGGGCUCGCCGCCCACACCAACUACACGUUCGAGGUGCGGGCUACCAACGGAGUCUCCGAGCUGACCCGGGCUCCGCCACAGUCGGCCUCCAUUCGGCUGACGAUGAAUCCCGCGGCACCGGGACAAAUAUUGGACGUUCGUCAAAACCGAAUAUCUAAAGACGCCAUCGCCCUGUCGUGGUCAGAGCCGAAGCAUCCCAACAGCGUCAUCCUGGAUUACGAAAUAACGUUUAGCGAGAAGGAGCAAACGGAGAUCAGCUACACCACAGUGAAAUCCAAGUGGAACACCAUCACCAUUAACGGCCUGAAGCCCUCGACGAUCUAUACCUUCCAAGUGCGCACACGGACGACGGCAGGAUACGGGCAGUACAGCAAGCCCUUCCACUUCCAGACCUCCAAUGAGCCACUGGAUAUCUCUAGUGAUCCAAGCCAGAGUACCAUUGUGUGGCUGUCGGUAGCGACCGGGAUUAUCGUUGUUCUCAUCAUUGUUUGCUUCUUAUUGAAGGGAAGGUACUGUGGUUACAGCAAAGCGAAGCAAAACUGCGAUGAGGAUAAGCAACAUUUCCAAGGUAGCCAUGUGAAAUUGCCCGGUCUGAAGAUGUACAUAGACCCUUUUACGUAUGAAGACCCAUGUGAAGCUGUCCACGAGUUCGCGAGAGAAAUCGACGUCUCGUACAUCAAAAUCGAAGGCGUCGUUGGAGCCGGCGAGUUUGGCGAGGUGUGUCGAGGUCGGCUGAGGCUGCCUGGGAAGGGAGAGGCCUCCGUGGCCAUCAAGACGCUGAAGGCCGGCUACACGGAGGAGCAGCGCAGAGACUUCCUGUGCGAGGCGAGCAUCAUGGGCCAGUUCGAUCACCCCAACAUCAUCAGGCUGGAGGGGGUCAUCACCAAGAGUAUACCAGUCAUGAUUGUUACGGAAUAUAUGGAGAAUGGCUCUCUGGACUCCUUCCUAAGGAAGAACGACGGGCAGUUCACGUCGAUCCAGCUGGUGGGGAUGCUGCGCGGCAUCGCGGCCGGCAUGAAGUACCUGUCCGACAUGAACUACGUGCACCGCGACCUGGCCGCUCGCAACAUCCUGGUCAACAGCAACCUGGUGUGCAAGGUGUCCGACUUCGGGCUGUCGCGGGUGCUGGAGGACGACCCCGAGGCCGCGUACACCGCCAAGGUGCAGGGAGGGAGGAUCCCAGUGCGCUGGACUGCCCCAGAGGCGAUCGCCUACCGCAAGUUCACGUCGGCGAGCGACGUGUGGAGCUACGGCAUCGUCAUGUGGGAGGUGAUGUCCUACGGCGAGCGGCCCUACUGGGACAUGAGCAACCAGGACGUGAUCAAGGCGAUCGAGGAGGGCUACCGGCUGCCGGCGCCCAUGGACUGCCCCCUGCCGCUCCACCAGCUCAUGCUCGACUGCUGGCAGAAGGAGCGCUCCGACCGGCCCAAGUUCGGCCAGAUCGUCAACGCGCUCGACAGGCUCAUCCGCAGCCCCGGACUGCUCAACACGCUCGCCAACGGCACCUUAAGGCCACAGAACCCGUUUCUGGAGCACAGUGUCCCGCUGUUCAUCGCCUUCCGUUCAGUGGGGGACUGGUUGGAUGUCAUCAAGAUGGGACGUUACAAGGACAACUUUGCCGUGGCAGGCUUCAACCACCUGGAGUCAGUUGCACAGAUGAGUCUUGACGACGUUAUACGGAUAGGCAUCACGCUGGUGGGCCAUCAAAAGAAGAUUCUAAACAGCAUCCAGAUCAUGAGAGCACAGAUGGUGCAGAUGCAGGACUCUGGAGUUCAGGUGUAAAGCGGCACUUUACCGGGACCGGCCCCCGAGCUACGCCCUGCUCUCACUGCCCCCAGAGGGCCCCAAGGCCGCCUCUUUAUUAUUUAAGGGAGAAUUCUCCAUUGCAAAUGGAAUAAAUGGAACCGAACGGGGGUGGUGCU